UUUGCAGGAUGCAUCGAAGGAGAGGCUGGUUGCAAAACGUGUCGAGGUGCUUUAUGCUCGCGAUGUGCCAUUCUUUAUCAUGAUGGGUCUUGCGUUGACUCGUGUCCACCGGGUCACUCUGCUGUUCCGUCCACGAGAGAGGAAUACAUUGGUUUCGUCUGCAAGGAAACAAUAAGAAAAUUUAUGUUUGGUCUCUCAGGAAGUCAAAUAGCGAUCCUCGUUGGCGUUGCCUCCGGUGCCACAAUAUGCAUCUUUAUCAUUCUCUGCGGAGUUAUUGUUGUACAUCGAAGAAAGAAAAAAGCAGCCAAAAUGAUUCAGCACUUUGAAGACAGCGCUGAGAGGAGAGAAUUUUUAAAGCACCUCGCGACCCUCAGAGGUGAGGGGACUACGUUUCUCUCAAUGCUCAACGACACCCGAAGACAGGUCAGAGAAUUGCACUACUCAGGAAAUAAUGGGGAUGGAGCUGUUGGUAUUCAAGCUUACAGACCCGUUCUCCGUGAUCUUGCCAGAAUUCUAGUACUGAUAAAUAGAAGAGACGAUGAAAUACCAAGACCCCCGGAUGACUGGCAAAGACUGCUCUCUUGGGCUGAACGACUUCUUCGAAGAUACAAACGACACACAUCUCCACAAGUUGCGCAACUGGUGACAUUUCUCCAGCAGCCAGCAACAUCCGUCCAAAUAGGAACAAAUCCACAACAAAUAUCGAUAUCGCAGACAUUUCAAAAUUAUGAGCCAAGAGCAACACCAACGAAUCUCACGACAUUUCAGGCGAAUGCUCCACUAACGACAUUCCAAGCUAGUGAUAAAUCGAGCAUUAGUCCAGCAAGUUCAAGUAUUGGCUACACAAAAGACAGUCCAGUGGGUUCGAGUCUUGGUCAAAAUAGCUCGAGCAUUUACAAUGAGAAACUCAGUCCGAACGGUUCCACAAUUGGCCAAUCAACGCCUUUGGUGUCAACAAAGGAUAAACGUGUGAAACCAGUGGGAUCGCAUCUACAAGAACUCGCCAUUUCACCAUUCAAUCACACUUACAGUCCCGACAGUAAUUUAGCGCAUAAUAAACAUUUAGUUGAUAAUAAACAAUUGGGCGAACUCGAUCACGAAUUAAAUCCACAAUGGGAAUUCGAGAGUACAAUCGAGGCUGCAAAUUUCACCAUUUUAUCCGAAUGGGCUCCGGGUCGUGACUACCUCGACGAUUUCACGAUUUUAGGAUUUCGACCACAAGACGAAAUUACCACCGAAUUGUAAUUAGUAGUCGAUUUCUUUUUGUAUUAUAUACGUUUUGUUUUCAUUUUUCGAAAAUAGGACAAAUUAAUUUAUCCUUUCUGAUUCACUUUUGUGCUGAAAAAAAAUACUUCCAUGAUUAUUCUUUCUGGUAUUGAUAAAUAGAAAUUAUUCUAUAAUUAUUUUAUACCUAGAAUUAUUUUUUAAUUUUAUUCAUGAAUUGCAUAAACUGAAUAUUUCAGUUUUCUUUAAAAAAAAUUAUAAUUCUGUUUUCGGUAAUGACAGAAUUUUGCUUUUUAAAAAAACCGAUAGCGUUUUUGUUUUUUUUGUAAUUGGACGAAGUGUCCUGAUAACAAAAUCUUUACCUAGAAAACCAAUUGUGAGUCACUUGAACAUUCUUAUACAUAGUAUCUACAUAUAACAUAUCUUUAAUUGUAGACGAAUAGAACGAGAUUAUAAGAACACCAAAUAAGAAUGAAUUUUUGUAUAAUAUAUAUAUUUGAUUAAUUUAUAAACAUGUCGAAAUAGAGUCGCAUUGUAGCCGGCUUCUCUCUCUGUGGGAAUUGACCGAUCUCUUUAUAUACAUGGCCACUUUGUACCUUUCCACUAAUUGUUAUGUCCCCUUCACUAUUAUACUUAUUCUUCAUUUCACUUUAAAAUUACCGUUGAAAUCAUUGUUUUUCUUCAACUCG
Molecule: messenger RNA, 1913 nt
Organism: Leptopilina heterotoma
Lineage: Eukaryota; Metazoa; Arthropoda; Insecta; Hymenoptera; Figitidae
Gene: T48
Exons: 4
Source: RefSeq, a predicted model, not a curated record